AUGCCGCCAGUCGCGAUAGUCGCAGUGGUCGAGUCGGAAACGGCCAUCUUGGCUGUUCAAUUGUCGGUCUUGGUCGCACCCCCUGCUUUGAGGCAGUCGAGGGCUCAUAACCACUUGAAGUGUGUAUGUGUUCGAUGGUUGAUGUGUCUACGGAAGAAGCGAGAAGCACAUGCCUCAGGAUUCAACUGUUGGUCGUGUGAACAUGCCCUACUCGCUUACGGCGGUGACUCCAAAGUACGGAGCAAAUAUACAGAUGAAGCUCAGGACAUAUUCCUUCGUGCGGAUUCGGCUGUUGACGGGCCAGGAAAUAAUGUAUGCACGUUCAACCAGAGAGACGAGCUCUGCAGAACGAGCGAUAUUGUGCAAAAUCACGCCGGUCGCGGUAAGUCAGUAUUGGGACAGAAGUUUGCAUUCAGAGAGAAGCUGCUCACAGUGCAUCUACGAGAGUGGCCACUGCACAUGUCCUGGGAAGGUAAAGAUCCAAAUCAAGAUGAAUGCUCAGGAUUCUCACGAGCAAGCAUAGCCAGUAAACCGCUUCCCUGCCGCUGGCCACCUCUGACACGCGAGCACCGUAAUUACCCUGUAGAAAGACAGGAGUCUUGCAGGAGCGACAUGAUAUCUCCGCCCAGCGUGAACCGAUUUCUCGUGGGGCUCGUAUUGCUUAUGAUCGCCAUGUUUCGUCAAGCAAUCUAUGCUGUCCUUGGUCGUCUAGCCAGUCACUCGGUAUGGCAGAAUGUGAGUCCAAAUCAGCAUGAAAAGAUGACGUUCCAUCUCGGCUCCAAAGCCCAGACAAUGUUGUUCCAAGGACCGCUUCAUGCCCCGAAUCCCAUGAGCUCGGACGAUCUCUUUAAAUGGCCAUCUAGUCAACGGCCUUCACGGUGCGAAGUGCACUUUCGGCAGAAUAUUUUUAGAGCUAGGAGUCAUUGA
Molecule: messenger RNA, 927 nt
Organism: Pseudocercospora fijiensis CIRAD86
Lineage: Eukaryota; Fungi; Ascomycota; Dothideomycetes; Mycosphaerellales; Mycosphaerellaceae
Exons: 9
Coding region: 1-927 (308 amino acids)
Source: RefSeq, a predicted model, not a curated record